Amoebophrya sp. A120 is the source of this 5479-nucleotide messenger RNA. Lineage: Eukaryota; Dinophyceae; Syndiniales; Amoebophryaceae. The record is from the annotation of a GenBank genome assembly.
AUGCAGCCCUUGCUCAAAAACUUGCAGACGAAAAAGAUGAAAAAAAGCGCAUUAUCAAAUGUGAAUGAGAUUUAUUGUGUUGCGGCCUGGUGGAAAGGGAAUGCUGCACUAGUACAGCAUCACCACUUAAUAUACGACCGACCUGCAGCUCGGUAAUGAUAUACGACUCAUGUGGUCCAUCCUUGUAGUUCGAAACAAGUGUGGUCGUCUUUCAUUUUUCCCGAAGGUGUCACCGAGAACAUGAAUUUCAUAUGCAUAAAAGAAGAUCUCAUGGACAAGGCCCGUGCCUGGUACGCCCGAAAGCAGGCCCAACAGGAGGAGGAACGGAUGCUGCGGGAGAGCGAGCAGCAACAACAAGUGCGCGUCAACGAGGAUAAGCGCCGGCGGCGCAAGUCCAUCGAGGCAAUGGCCGCACAUGAAACUCUCGCGUCCGUUGUCGAUGUGUCCACGUUGAAGGAGAUGGACGGCAUGGAAAACGGUCUGUUCGCCCGGUUUCCCGCGACGGGCGGCUCCUGGCCCACGGACCAGGUGUACACCGGGAACAGCCGGCGUGGCGGUGCUGACGGGUAUAGCUUCAGCCGCGUGGCCACCCGGAACGAUCCGUCCAUCGUGACUGAGGGGAAGUUGCGGAAAGUGAUGCUUCCGCGGGCGCAAACGAAAAAGUUGGUCGACCAGCUGCUCCAGGAGCGGGGGGACAAGAUUGGCGAGGAGUUGGACGAAGCCGACCAGCACCCCGCAUCCACGCGGAAUCCGUACAUGACAAAGAAGGGCAUUUGGAUCCGCUACCGCAUCGGGGCCGGCUACGACCGGCUGCGGUUCGAGAAGAAGGCGUUGCUUCCGGGCCUUCUCGGCAAAGGGAUGGGGAAGCUCGCUGGCUUCCUGGGAAGCACAUUUGGUGUUCCGGGUGUUGAGAACGCCCUCGCUGGGCUCGGGAUUGUUCCAGCAUCGGAGGGGGAGGAAUUUGCGGAAAUGAACGAGGACUGGUUCGUGCAAGGCUACCAGCAAGCUGAGACCGGAGCCCGAAAAGCCGCAGGUCUGGGUGCCGGCAUUUUUUUCGCAGGUGGCGGAUUUGGUGGACUCCAGCAGGCUGUUGAGGCAGCUGCUGGAAAAAAGGGCGACGGCGCGACAGAGAAAGCUGCGGCCGAGGCCGCCGCGAACGCCUCGAAGGCCGGCGAAGAUUCUGCGGGUGCACCAGUUGAAGACCUGCGCAUCCACACGUUGCCCCGCGACACGCACGAGGACCGCGGGGUGUUUGGGUACUUCCACGUUAACUUUCAGCACAACACGAGGAACCCCCGGAAGAUCGAGAGCGACCUGGUCCACGAUCACGAGUACCAGCGGAAGCAGUACGAGUCGCCGAUUCAGAACUACAAGGCGAUGAUUAAGCAGAGCCAGGAGGACCACGUCUCCGUCGGCGAGUGCCUAAAGCACGCCACGGUGCUAAACGCUGAGAAGUUUUUUCCGCAGUCACGCAUGAUCCGCGACAAGAAGUUUGACGCCGAGUUGCGCAUGUCGGCCAAGCAGGUGGAGCGCAACGCCUUGAAGCAGCAGUUGGAGGUGUUGAAAUCCGAGACCACGGAGAAAGACCCGAAGCGCAAGGAACUCGAGGACCGCCUGAAGCAGAGCAACGAGUUGGUGGAGGCCGCGCAGAAGGAAGUCGAGGCCGCGCACGAAAUUUCCGCGGAGGAGUAUCAGGCCCUGCAGACGGCGAUUGAGUUUGUCGCCGUAGGCACCGCGAAUGUCGAUCUGGGUCUGACCGGAUGUGUAGGUGUGCGUUUGUCUUGCUUGGCUGCUAGCAGGGGAGAAUCAAUAUGAAUAAAAGUUGUAGCAAAGCCUGUCUAUGCCUGAUAUGGCGAAGCAGUGUCCAUUUGUUUGUCAGCACAGAAACGGCGCGCCAUUUGUACUAGUCAUGUGGGCUUAUUAAUCGGAUGUGACCACAGCACUGAAGACAUGGCAGGUGGUCAGAAACUUGUUGGCAUGCGGCCUCCCUGCCUAUUGGAAUCUGUGCAUGAUCGCCUGCACUACUCGUACUACUUUCAGUCUUAGCGUUACAAAUUUCAUCUUCCAGACCCAGAGGAGAUAUUUGCCAUUGAUACGCGGUGGCGUUGCACGACGACAGCUUCGACACGGAGCGGCUUUUGACCGCGGCGCGGUACAAGAGUUGGCUAGACCAGGAGUGGCAAGACGAGCAGCGGUGGAAGGCCAAGGCGCACGAGGCCUGGCGGCUGCGCCGGAUUCCGCGAAAGCGGCUGGCGGAUGAUCCGAAAUUUUUCAACUUCGGCCUCGACGGCGACGACAUGGCUGUGGAUGGUUUCCUGCCGCAGGGAACGGAGUCUGCCACGGGGGCCGGCGCGAGCGACGAAGAAAAGCGGCGUGCCGGGAGAGCGGCGAAUCUGGACCCGAACAUGACGCCCCAGGAAAUCGAGGCGGAACUGAAGAAGAAAAAGAAAACCGUGACCCAGAUGCACAACAGCGGGUUCAACGCCGGUCUGCGCACGAAGGAUUGCCGGGACGUGACCUACCCGAUCGCGUCGCACCCACAGUAUCGAACGCUGAAACGCAUGUACCCCGCGACCGAUUUCCUGUUGCGGGGCAAACGCAUUCUGGCCAAGAUCAUCGCGAUGCAAACCGAAACGGAGGAGAUGCUGCAGCAAACCGUGUUGGCGCCGAUUUUCCGCUGGAUUCGCGAACAGUUCGUCAGCAAGGCGGGACGAGGACAGAACGAGGACGCGGCUGCGGCGCAAAUCCAAGCCGUGACCGACGUGUCGCCGCACUUGCAAAGCGACUUCUUGCGCAAUUUGGAACACGCGCUGUCUCCCCCGGAGGCAUUUCUGCGAGCGGGCGAGCGAAUGCAGCUCCUGCCUCCGGCAAUUCCGUUUGGCUCCGUCCACGCAGCCCGGUCGGCCUACGAGCAGCACAGCGAGAGCAACCUGGUCUCCAUGUUCCGCCUCGCGGCCGACGCCUUCAUGUACGUUACCGAGCCACCCGCCGACAGAGUAGCAAGAUUUAUAAUUCGUCCCGACAACAGCCAUAUGACGUACGUUGUCACUCCGCCGCGCUCGAUCGGAGCCGUUCAGAAUCGGGUAUCACAAAAAAUUUGUUGUAAUUGAGUUUCUGUGUGUCUGUCUCUACCCGUGAGACGAAUUGGCUUGGCGAGCUAUUGCCAUUUUUGUGUAUCCGGAUGUCCUAUUGGUUGCAAAGAAACAAAAGAUAUACUUCGGAAAGAGAACAUAUGGUGGCACAGCUCUUGCACGGAAACUGCUACGAAAGCUGCGAUGAAGUCAGCACGUACUAAAUCACGGGUAGAAACUGAAACAAGGAUGCACUUCAAAUUUUCGAAGACCAUAAAACCCCCGGGUUGGCAUGCGCGAUGUCAUGUACCACAUUGAGUAUGCGGAUGCCUUCCACGCACUCCUCUCUGUUUGGCAGACUGCCGACACCGGAUUCUGGGCGCGCAGCCGACACGAGCUGAACGAUUUCUUUGGUCACAUCUACGACAAGCUGUGCAAACCGAUUUCGCGCAACUUGAAGGAACAUAACCAGGGCAAAUGGCGCAGCAACCAGGAGGAGAGCGCGUACAACCUGUUGAUUCUGGAGCACCAAGACGAAGGCGCGAUCGACAAGCGCGAACUGACGGACUUCGACCCUAUCACCCUGCAGCGCGUGCGCGAGCUCCUUCGAAUGGAAAAACACCAGAAGCUAUGCAUUGCAAAUAUGUAGUCUGGGUCUGGAGUUUUAACCUGUCAUGCGAAAAAAUCCCGAUUACAAAAAGAUUUGGGUAAGUAGUUGCAGGAACGCCAAAUAAAGCUGCUCACUCCUUGCUGGGCAAUAAAAGGUUGAUUUCUACUAAUGCGGGAUACUCAUGAUUAAGGUCUGUCUCGCGAAAUCUCAUUCCAGACCGAGUGUGUGGUCUGCAAAAAGCAUGACAAGUCGUGUACUCUUCCAUGGGACCCAGACAUAUUUGCAUUUGAUAAAAGCAGAUCUGCAGCGAAAUUUCCGCGACGCAGACCUUCCACUUGAUCGACGUGGGCAUGCGCAAGAACUUCUUUCUCCGCAGAAAAAUGCAGCGGCGGGAAGAGAACCGCGUGAAGCGGGAGCUGAUGCAGCGAUUCAUGCUGUCCAAGGCCUUCACUAACAGCAACGCGGCGUUCGGCAGGUUCUCGCCCGAGGACAAGCUAGCGCAGUCUGCCUACGGGAUCGAGAAGCGCUUGCGGGUUGCGGUGAAGGCGAAAGACGCCCUGCACAGACUAUCGGAAAAGACGCUCUUCAUGCAGGCGCCGGGCUGGCACACCAAGUACUCCUUCGAGCAUUUUAGCGAGGACGGCGACGAGUCGAACCGGAAGCACCAAGUGCGGGUGUCGGACCAAGACAGACAGUGGUUCCCAGACUACUACACGGACAAGCGGCACAACGUUGGCGGCAGUCUCGUCUACGAGGACUACCUCGGCUCCCGCGAGGACAAGCAGCGCCUGAAAACCGGCUUGCAAAGCCUAGACCCGAGGUAUGGCUCGAUUGAAGACGUGAAAGACCUGCCGGGUAAUACGGGGAAAAACACAAGGGCUUCCGGACUCUACCUGGCGCAAAACGACGACGUGCGCGACCUGCAAAUUUCUGACGACUUUGUCACGUAUGGAACGGGUUCCUACGGGGCCUCCGGCGUCCGCCGCGGUGCUGGGAAGCACUACCGGAAGCGGACAAACGAUGAAGGCGAGGGCCAAGAUCCGGAGUCGGAGAGACUGAAACUUGUGGGCAGCCGGAAUGUGGAUCGCUAUUUGAACUUCUUCUUCGCGGGCAAGUACAGGAAUAUCAACGAGUGGCGCCUUUGGAUGGACGAGAUGAUGCGAAACAACGGAUUCGUGAACGUUCCGACCGUCGCGUCCGGCCAGUUUUUCGUCCCGGGCGAACGCAGCCAGCACGAACUGGUGGCCGAACUGACGGAGGUUGCGCAGCGGGCCGACUUUUCUCGGGACAAAGAACUUGAACUGGAAACCCUACUGAAGGUCUCGCCCUUUUUUCCGGGCCUGAUGUACAUGGCGUUGGAUUCGUCCGUGAAGAAGGCGACGCGAGCGGGAAACGAGAAACAGAAAGUCAAAAAGUGCAGCUUAUCAUUUGGAAAAACGUCCCCACCCCAGAGUUGUCAUGCAGAUUUGCAAUGACAGAAACAUUUGCAAUGCGCAUCUCCAUGAGAGGCAUUUCUAUUCGUACUGUGGCAUUUGUGAUGCUGUAACCAGGAUAAGCAGACGGAUUUGCGAUGUGUUUAACCCUGUGACGUUGCACUACACUACUGACUGCAACUUGUGAUGCCGGAGUCCCAAAACUUCUAGGGUUGUGUUGCAAAAUCCCCACCUGGCCUUGCGUCUGAGGCGGGGACGUAUUUACUCAGGAUACAGCUGCCCAUGCUUCAGCGGCACUGACGUCCUGCCAAUCAAGGAACAACAGCAAAUGGGUUUGCGGAACACACCGCUUGCGAAGAACCAGC